AUGAAGAAAAACAUAGGCAAAUUCAAGCAGUGGACAGGCGAGAAACUCGGUUCCUCGCAUAAAACAGAGACAACUUACGAAUUCAAAGAGCUUCAACAGAAAGCUGACGCUCGAAAUAAUGGUUAUGAGAAAAUUUUAACUACAACGAAUUCUUAUUUAAAGACAAUAGGGAAGAAGAAAACCUCUUUCGACGAUAGAAGCAGAUCUCUUCCGAUCGAAUCGCUUGGGGCAGCGAUGAGAGUAUUUGGCGAAGAACUCGGCAGUGAUUCAGAAUUCGGCGUUGCGCUGGUUAAAUUUGGGAUUGCAAACGAGAAAAUUGCCAGUGCUCAAUUGGAAUAUCUCACUCGUGUUAAAGACGAGUUUCUUGAUGGGGUUAAUGCUGUCACUGCUGAUAUAAAGCUAUACCAAGCUUUGAAAAAGAAGCUUGAAUCGAGACGAUUAGACUAUGAUGCCAAACAGAAUAGAGUACAGAAAUCAAAAAAAGAAAAGCCUGAAUUAGAAGAGGAAAUGCAAGCUGCUAAACAAAAGUACGAGGAAACAUUGGAGGACCUUGAGAAUAAAAUUAACACGAUAUUUGAGCACGAAGAGCAUUCUGUCAAAGACGUGUCUUCCUUUUUAGACGCUCAGUUCGAAUUCUUUAAACGAGGAUACGAAAUAUUAGCAGAGGUCAAGGAGGAUUGGGUCGAAGUAAACUCGGGAACUACAUCAAGACGACCAUUAAUAUCAAGGAGAUCGACACGCGAUUCAAGAACGUCUCGCGACGACACCGAGGAUCAGUUAUCGGAUGAUGAUACCCGAUCGUACUCGAACGAUUCUCGCAGUAAAAAGGCAGGCACGUCUCGGUCCUCUGGCACAGUAUCCAAACCAAAAUCGCUCAAGUCCAACGUUAGCAACAAACCAACUCGUAGCUUGUCACCUAGUUCAUAUUCAAAAGAUUCAUCGUCUUCAUCAGGCGCCAAAAAAGUCAAGGCCAUAUAUGAGUUUGAAGCGAGUGGAGAUGAUGAACUAACAAUCGCAGUAGAUGAUGUAAUAACGGUGACUGAGGAAAUAGAUGAAGGCUGGUGGAAUGGCGAAAUUACUGAUCCGGAUGGUACGGUUAGAAGUGGCAUGUUUCCUGCUAAUUACACAACUGAAAUAAAUGAACCAAUAUCCAACCGGCGGACUCCCACAAUCUCACGUCAAUCAUACGAUGAUUCAGAAAACGAAGAGUCUAUAGAUACCGUACGAUCACGACAUGUGCCCCCAGUACCUUCUCGUCAAUCAAAGCCCCCUCCAUCAAAAUCCUCUCGUUCUGCACCUGCACCUCGACCUGUAAUGACGCGGGGUUCGUCCGCGAGUUCUACAAGUAGUGCACAACGUACUUCAUAUUUACCUGACUUUUCUAAUGAUCACGGUAGUAGCAAUGUUGGGCCAUGUCAGGAAUGUGGAUGCGACGAUUAUGCUGCAAAUGUAUUUAAAAAAGGAAGUUGUAAUAAUUGUUUCCAUAAGCAUUAA
Molecule: messenger RNA, 1494 nt
Organism: Paraglomus brasilianum
Lineage: Eukaryota; Fungi; Glomeromycota; Glomeromycetes; Paraglomerales; Paraglomeraceae
Source: the annotation of a GenBank genome assembly